AAUUCGUCUCUAUAACCAUCCCAUAAGUUAAUACUAAUUCCACAAUAGUUAAUAGCUUCAAAGAAAAAAAAAAUUAAUCCAUACAAGUUUGAAAUGGACAACAUUUUUUCAAUAUCAGGAAUUAGUCCUUCAUUAAUGGGCAAGAAGAUAGCUGAUGAUCUCAAUCAAUUUUUUUGUAUUUUUCUAAUGUGUACCAUUCUCAGCAUCCUAAGCACAUUUCAAGAUUUAUAUUCUUGUUUUUCUUUUCCAUUCCGAGCAAUUCUUUUGUUCUUCAUCACUGUCAGAAAUGCGUUGACUCGAGGUAAGCAUGAUAGUAACGCUAAUGCUGAUGCUAAAAAUUCAUCAAACACCUCGAAAAGUUGUGUCCAUGAUCAAAAUCGCGAUAACGAGGAAUUACUAAAGGAAGAUGUUGAGGUAGUACUUAUGGAUAAGCUAAUGAGCUUUUGCAAUCCAAAUGGGGAUAAAAUAAAGGAUAAGACAGAGUUGGCAGAGGUUUCGGGUUUAUUUGAGGAAGUAGAACCUAGUUUUGGAGAAAUUAAGGAAGCUUUUGAUGUGUUUGAUGAAAAUGGAGAUGGAUAUAUUGACGCAAGUGAGUUGAUGAAACUUAUGUGGAGAAUGGGUUUCACUGAAUUUUCAGUGGAUGAUUGCAACAAGAUGAUUAUGGCAUUUGAUGAAAACAGAGAUGGAAGAAUUGAAUUUCGUGAAUUUUUGGAGCUCAUGGAACAGAGCUUUCGGGAUUCUGAGGAGAGUUAAGACUGAUUUUUUUUUUCUCUUUUGGAUUACUACUCAUAAAGCAUUCAGAGCAAAAGGUGUAAAUCCAUUAAUAAUGUUGUCAUUUACCCAAUUUAUCUAGAUAACAUUGGGUAAAAUUACGAGUUUCCUCCUUUUUUUGGCCCAUGUGAA
This is a messenger RNA of Lycium ferocissimum, 903 nucleotides long. RefSeq names its product probable calcium-binding protein CML45. The transcript has a single exon. Lineage: Eukaryota; Viridiplantae; Streptophyta; Magnoliopsida; Solanales; Solanaceae. Gene Ontology annotation, molecular function: calcium ion binding. The coding region runs from base 94 to 753 and encodes 219 amino acids. The record is from RefSeq and is a predicted model, not a curated record.